This is a messenger RNA of Chondrus crispus (carragheen), 1208 nucleotides long. RefSeq lists its product as hypothetical. Lineage: Eukaryota; Rhodophyta; Florideophyceae; Gigartinales; Gigartinaceae. Gene Ontology annotation, biological process: rRNA processing. The transcript has 2 exons. Gene Ontology annotation, molecular function: metalloendopeptidase activity. The record is from RefSeq and is a predicted model, not a curated record. The coding region runs from base 1 to 564 and encodes 187 amino acids.
AUGACUAGGGCCUCCCUAUCAGACGAAGCACACAGAAUCACAGCAGUUUCUCGAGUGGACGUAUCCCUUCAGGAUGUACUCCCGCACAAAGACAUCCAAGACAGCGUCGAGCAAGACACUGCAAGACUUUUGGCUUUUCUGACACCCAAAAGCACAGCGGAGCUGUCCGUAUCCCUCGUAUCUGAUAAAAUUAUACGAGACUUGAACUUGCGUUGGCGAGGUAUUGAUUUGACAACAGACGUUCUAUCAUUCGAGCAGGACGGCGCUAGCGGGGAAGUGCUGGGGGAUAUUGUUGUGAGUAUGGAAACUGCAAAGCGAGCGGCGGAUAAAAGGGGAAUCAGUCUUAACGAUGAGUUGCGUGUGUUGCUCCUUCACGGCGUGCUGCACUUAUUGGGCUUCGACCACCAGGACGACGAUGAGCGACACAAUGUAAGUUGGGGAUGUGUGCUUGCAAAUUUCUUCUUCAGGGAUGCGAGCAACUGCUGUUUGGGUUGCCAGCUGCUUCUGACAAUGGUUUUCUUUGUUUGUGUGUCCACGCUGGCCGAUUCAGAUGGCGCAAGCUGAAAAGAUGGUUAUGUCAAGGCUGGGUUGGACAGGUCAAGGGCUUGUGGAGGCUGCAGAAGUCUGAGAGGUCGAGCGGUGGCCAAUUUCUUGUCAUAUCUCAUGACAAUUGCAGCCAUACCUGUUUCAAGCCUUGUGAGUGUUUCACUUCACGCGUGAAGACAGAAUUAUUGUUAACUCUUUGUUUGAUCGUUACGUUCCUGAGACAGCGCACUGCCGUGCCAUAAGAUCGCAUGUCAUCGUCUGGCCGAUCUUUAGUCUACCGGAAGACAUGAUCACACACCUGCACUCGAUUUUAGCUCAAGGACAAGGAAAUUUCGCGCCCGGCUCUUUCUCGAUUUGAAUUUUGGAGAAAUUAUUGUCCUAGGAUCGAAAGAAAAUGCAAAGCAAAGUGGUGGUAUGCGGUUUGUGUCCUAUUUGACAGUAGCUCUUAGCCAAUCAGUCAAAUAGGACCGCAAUGCUACUGCGGUUUUCCCCUCCAGGACAAACGUCCGAAUGAACAAGGCUACGUUUCUUGGAGAACCUCACUGGAGAUGCAACCUCUCCCUAGUAAAACCAAACCAAGCACUUGUAGAAUCGUCUCCUUCGAUAGAAAGAAAAGGUUGCCGCGCUCCGAUUGUGAAAUAAUAUAUAUUCAAAGUUGCUGA